UCAGUUAUUUAUUCGUGCAGCUCGCAGCUUCGCUCUGCUCAGUCUGCUGCUGGCCGCCGGUGCGCACACACGCGUGGAGGAGCUCAGAGGAAGAAAAUCGGUAAACUUGUGUUGAAUUGAGCGCAGAAAACUGUGAGACUACGCCACCGUUAACUGUUUCGUGUGUGAUGAGACUAUAAUUUGAUUUGUGAUUCGUGAAGUGCCCAAACUGUUGGUUUUUUUUGCUCAUUUCCCACUGACUGAAAUGAAAACUGCUGAAGAUUCAUCUGGAACGGUCCUACACCGUCUCAUCCAAGAGCAGCUCCGCUACGGGAACCUGACGGACACUCGCACACUUCUUGCUAUCCAGCAGCAGGCCCUGCGUGGAGGCAGCAGCGGCGGGGGCACAGGCAGUCCUCGCUCCUCUCUGGAGAGCCUGACUCAGGAGGAGUCCCAGUGCAUCCAGAUGUUAAAACGACAGGACCCUCAAGGCCAGGAGCACCAGGGGGACUGCCUGCACUCAGAGAGCCAGGUGUGCCAUCUGUACCAGCUCCAUGGAGAGGAGCUACCCACUUAUGAGGAGGCCAAGGUUCACUCCCAGUACCUGAUCUCUCAGCAGGCGGAGCAGGAAGGGCCCAGCAUGGACAUAAUGGGGGGUCGCAGUGAGGGACAGUGGGAUUUGAAGAGGGAGCACGCUCGCUCUCUCAGUGAGAGGCUCAUGCAGCUUUCUCUGGAGCGGAACGGACCUAGACACAGUCUGGCUAUGAGCUCUUCCCACAGCUAUCCACAGCUAUAUAAUAAUAAUGUUACAAACACUGUGGCACCUGAGAGGCAAGGGGCCCAGCAGUGUGUAGACCAGCGAGGGCCACCCCCGGACUAUCCUGUCUUUGCCAGACUUCCUGGAUAUAUGCUCAGCCACUCACAGGAGCAUGGACAGUACUACAGAGACCCACCUCCCCCCUUCUACUCACAGCAUCACAGCAGAUAUGUGUCUACCCAGUCUCAGAUGGCUCACAACAGCAUCACCGCAGCCUCCAGCAAUAACUCAACUCAGACUGACGUGUUGAUGCGGGAGAAUGAGCGACUCAGGAAGGAGCUGGAGGUCUACGUCGAGAAGGCCGCCAGGCUGCAGAAGUUGGAGUUGGAGAUUCAAAGGAUCUCUGAAGCUUAUGAGACUCUGAUGAAAGGCUCUGCCAAGCGGGAGACUCUGGAGAAAACAAUGAGGAAUAAACUAGAGGCAGAGAUUAAGAGGAUGCAUGACUUUAACAGAGACCUGAGAGAACGACUUGACACAGCUACCAAACAGCGAGCGGCCAAGGAGGCAGAGUGUACAGACCAGAGGCAGCAUGUCUUUGUUAAACUGCUGGAGCAAAAUGAAGAGCAGCAGAGGGAGCGAGAACAACUGGAGAGGCAGAUACAGCAUCUGCGCAUCUCCGGGGAGGAGUGCCAGCGGAGGCGGGAACUGCUUGAGCAGGCCCUGGCCUCGGCGCAGGCCCGCAACCGGCAGCUGGAGGAAGAACUGCAGAGGAAAAGAGCUUAUGUGGAGAAAGUGGAAAGGCUGCAGAGCGCACUGGCUCAGCUGCAGGCAGCGUGCGAGAAGAGGGAGACGCUCGAGUUGCGCCUGCGCACACGACUGGAGCAGGAACUGAAAAGCCUCAGGGCACAACAGUCUCAGCACCAGGCAGCUGACCUCACAGCUCCAGAACUGAGUUCCUCCACGUUGCAUCAGCAGCUGAGGGAGAAAGAGGAGCGUAUUCUGGCCCUGGAGGCAGACAUCACCAAGUGGGAGCAAAAGUACCUGGAGGAGAGCACCAUGAGGCAGUUUGCAAUGGAUGCGGCUGCCACUGCUGCAGCACAGAGAGAUACAACCAUCAUCAAUCAUUCACCUCGACAUUCACCAAACAGCAGUUUUAAUGAAGACCUUCCUUUGUCGAGUCAUAGACAUCAGGAGAUGGAGAACAGGAUCCGUGCACUUCAUGCUCAGCUCCUGGAGAAGGACGCUAUGAUAAAAGUCCUCCAUCAGCGCUCCAGAUGGGAGCAGGGCAAGCUGGAAAGACAGGGGCUUCGUCUCGCGAGGUCUGUCCCCUCUAUCAACACUGUUACCAGCAGCACGGAGAGUAAAGGAAAGAGCCUCUCAGAUGACCAGACAGGUGCUGCUGCGCUGCAACGGCAACCCCGCAUGGUGCCCAGGGGCCCGAGCCGAGACUGCAGCACCCAAAGUGACGAGGCCCCGCAGGAGCCUGAGCUCACAGCGGAGCCUAGCAAGCUAAAGACCUCUGAGGCGAUCUCAGCAGCUACCACUGACACAUCAGAGGAGCCAAUGGCACCACUCAAGACAUUCAAGAGCAUCAGCAGCUCAGAUGCAGAGGUGGUUGAAAUCCUCAUUUGAGUGCUCACUACAGCUGACAUAAGUGAAAACAGUGACAGCCAACGAUGACGACGAGACUUUUGGCCAAGGUGUUAAAAGGCUUUCCUCGAUGUCUGGCCACAAGUAAAGAAAGGAUGACCGUCUGAUGGCAAUCUGAAUUAACAUGCAGAGUCCAGAAUAUGGCACCAUUUGGAAAGGAGAGCUGAGCUUUCCUUCUACUGCACAAUUCACAAACUCUCACAUUUGUCCCACGAAUCAGAAUUCUUCAUGGUACCUGGAUAGUAUUCUGCAUUAUGAGAGGAAUUGGGCUCCUGGUUGUGCAUAUAAAUAUGUUGCGCAUGUUACUUUUUUUGUUAUGUAUUGUAUUUAUAUUUGUAAAUGCUGCUCAUAUUAUGAUGUUACUUUUAUGUUUGAGAGGGGAGAAGAACAAGGGCUGCUCGUCGUGCUCUGCUCCACUUAAGUUAUAUACAAACAUACUCACUUUUCUCGAUUAUGUGCAUCUAUGUUUUGUUUGGUUUAUUUUGAAUUUCUAGUAGCAAGCCUAUUACCAUCCUCUGAAAGUAAUGGGAAUAUUUAUGAAAUGACUCAGUAUAAGCAUCCUCUAUGUUCCCAUGCCGUGUUUGAGGAUUAUUCUGUUUAACAGAACUACUCAAACCUAAAUUAACAGUUGCUUCUCACUUUAAUAUACAUUUGGGUCCUUGCUCACAGCUCAGCUGAGGAUUUGGAAACUUCCCUUGAAUGCGGAGCCCACAGAAUGCCUGCUCGUUUCUCUCUUAAAAAAGCCUGCGAAGAUUGAUUCACUCUUUCACGGGGGCUAAUUUUCCAGAUCCCAGGUUAAUGUUUGGGACCUCAGAUGGCGACUGCCCAGCAUUUCGCUCCCUUCCACUGUCACGCUGGAGAUAAUCUUUUCACAUUCCCUCGCUGAGGGAAUGCUCCCGUUAAAGAAAAAGGCUAUCUAAAGUCUGACCCCUCUCCCUUGUUAAAAUGACACGCAUUCUCCACAUGACUCCUUUCUGAGAGCUGGCUAUUUCUUCUGAGCCGUGGUAGCUGGUUCUACCACGGGCAUUGAAAUGGUCAACUAAAAUUGGCCUGCAUUUGCUACUCUAUUUGUUGUCCCCAUCACUGUGUUAUAUUCAGCUGUGUUUUCUCAAGUAUCUCACAUUUCUGAGUGGACUAUAUCCUUAAUGUGGAAUCUUCUAUUUAUUUCUCCCUGUAUAGUGUAGGAUCACUGAACACUGCUGAAUGUAGACCCCUGUUUUCCAGGAAUGUGUUUUGUAUUUAACUGGAAUGUGCCAGAAUUCAGAUUAGUUUUACUCUUUUGAGGGGAAUACCGCUAAAAUUCAACAUCAGUGGAUUUGAGAAAAGGCUAAUGUAUGGGUCACAAACUCUAGUUAACUGUCAGGUUCCACCAUGACAACAUCAUCAAUAGGCGUAUUGUUUGAAGUCCAACAAAUGACAUGUGAAAUCUCCAAUUUGACUGGUAUUCCCCUUCAAGCUUUUUCAUCAUGUUUCCCGUCACAAUGCGUUUGCUGGUCAAUGCAAUCUGUCCGUUUGAGGAAAUGCCCUUCACUUUGUUUGGAAUGUGUUUACAUGAAUGGCUAUUUGAAGUGAGAAAAGUUAAUAUAUUUUGUAGUUGUUUUCAUUUUAUACUUUGUUUUGUUUUCUGGUGCCAAAGAUGUACUCUACUUUUAAGUUAUAACCGACAACAAAUACAAAAGGUUCUGUUAAGGUGCCUUGCUUCAGCUGGUUGACCCAUUUUGAUGUUGCUGUGAACUUUGGUAAAGGAAACAUUUGUAUGUAUGCCAUAACAUUUCACUUUAAUAGAUUAAAAUUCUAAUAUAUGUCUCAUAAAA
Messenger RNA from Micropterus salmoides (largemouth bass), 4200 nucleotides. RefSeq names its product angiomotin like 2a (gene amotl2a). The record is from RefSeq and is a predicted model, not a curated record. Bases 245 to 2368 code for a protein of 707 amino acids. Gene Ontology annotation, cellular component: bicellular tight junction; cytoplasmic vesicle; plasma membrane. NCBI's taxonomy places the organism in Eukaryota, Metazoa, Chordata, Actinopteri, Centrarchiformes, Centrarchidae. The transcript is spliced from 11 exons. Gene Ontology annotation, biological process: establishment of cell polarity involved in ameboidal cell migration; hippo signaling; angiogenesis.